This is a messenger RNA of Melanotaenia boesemani (Boeseman's rainbowfish), 1035 nucleotides long. It is a transcript of the gene emp3b, whose product is annotated as epithelial membrane protein 3b. The transcript has 5 exons. Lineage: Eukaryota; Metazoa; Chordata; Actinopteri; Atheriniformes; Melanotaeniidae. The record is from RefSeq and is a predicted model, not a curated record. Bases 116 to 610 code for a protein of 164 amino acids. Gene Ontology annotation, cellular component: plasma membrane.
GUGUGGUAAAGCUAGAAAAAGAGUGUGGACCAGAGUGUGGAAUAGUUUGAAGGAGCUGCUCCCAAGCUGCUGAGAUCUGAUUAAAGUGAACUAGCAAUAUCCGGGGGAAUUAAAAAUGGCUUACCUGCUCAUGUUUGUCACACUCCUGCAUCUCAUCACUCUGGCUAUGCUUUUUAUUGCAACCAUGGAGAAGUCCUGGUGGGAGUGGGAUGGCAUGCAAAAUUCAGACCUCUGGUACAACUGUAGGCUUGACAACUCCACCGGAACCUGGUUGUGUGCAUCUGCUAAAGAAACAGAGUGGCUUCAGGCAGUGCAGGUCCUCAUGGUUCUUUCAGUGGUUUUCUCCUCAGUAUCCUUUUUGGUGUUCCUUGGCCAGCUGUUCACAAUGUCAAAGGGUGGACUCUUCUACUUUACUGGGCUCUGUCAAAUCUUUGCAGGUCUGACAACGUUUUCUGCAGCUCUUAUCUACACACUCCACAAUGAAGAAAUCCUUCAAGAGAAAAAACUGACUUCAGGACACUUCGGCUACUGCUUUAUCCUUGCCUGGGUGUGUGUCCCUUUGUUGCUGUGUAGCGGAGUCAUAUACAUCCACCUUCGUAAGAAAGAGUGACCAGACAAAGGAAAACAUUAUCAAUAACAGUAUUGGAAUUAAAGAAAUUACUUAAUUUGAUCAGAAAUACAAGUUUUUAUGAAAUGUGUGCUCAGGCUUUAUUAAAUUUGAGUAUGCUUCUUAUUUGUAUUGUUCAGGAAAAACAGUUCAGAUAUAACACAGAAUAUAAUCACAGAAUCCUAGAUUAGUAUUAUUUUCCCUUUCAGUUAUUAAACAUAAGAUGUUUUUAUUGUCGGCUGUUUUUACAUGUUAUAAAGGAAGGCAAACAAGGCAGCGGUGUGUUUUUUUGUUCUGUUGUGAAGGCUUUCAUAACUCAUUUGAAUUUUUCUUUCAGCAAACUGAAGAUAUAUAUAUAUUUUUGUACUAAUUGAUAAUAUGUGAAGUAUUUAUACGUCUAAUAAAAAUCUAAAAACAAUAAGUUUGAA